Messenger RNA from Ilex paraguariensis (yerba mate), 522 nucleotides. Lineage: Eukaryota; Viridiplantae; Streptophyta; Magnoliopsida; Aquifoliales; Aquifoliaceae. The record is from the annotation of a GenBank genome assembly.
AUGGAACGAUUCGGUGCUGCAAUUGCUGACCCGCCCGAUCCAAGCAUAGAGGUGAACCACGCUGCCCCGGCGAAGGCCGGAGUGUCAUGGCUCCUAGAGAGGAGGGCAACGCGUGAGGCUGGCUUCACAGAGCAGCGAGAACCUCCCGCUCCAUGCGGUGGAUGGAUAACGGGUCGGAGCACACUUACUCCAACAUUGCCUGACGGAUCGACACCAAUUGAACCAUCACCUUUUGGCCUACCCAAUAAUCUUCUGCAAAACCCUAGGGAACCUGUCAAAAACCAUGUAUUGCUCUGUGUAGUUGAAGUUCUUGACAAAAACCGAGAGGUGGAUUGCGGAAUUGAAGAAUCUUGGGUCAUAGCUAUGGUCACUGGUGAAAUAUUGGAGAUUAUUGUUGCAGAAGCGGAGGCACUUGUGUUUAAGCUCUUCAUUUUUCUUGAUUCAGGAUGCUCUAGCUUACAGUUCUGCUAUCCAUUGGUCCGGCUGAAAAUGCUUGAAGAUGAAAGGAAACUACUUGAUUAG